Molecule: messenger RNA, 351 nt
Organism: Mesorhabditis belari
Lineage: Eukaryota; Metazoa; Nematoda; Chromadorea; Rhabditida; Rhabditidae
Source: the annotation of a GenBank genome assembly
AUGCAACGGGCUCUUCUCGUGAUUUCCUUCCUGGUGAUUGUGUUGCAACAGGUGUCUGCCCAAGGCUUUCCCACUGAAGAAUGUCGUUACUGCACCCUCGAUAACCCGGGCUUCGAUGUCGAUGUGUGGGAUGGAACAGUUAAAUUGCUUCCCUGGGACACGACAACAACCAAAUGUGCUAUGAUUUCGAUUAGAUGCCGAAGGAUUCGAGUGUUUGACGGGAGCACCGAAAUUGGCAGUCUCUUUACGAGAGCCCUCUUUUACUGCAAUUCCGACGGAGAUCGAUGGAUUUGGACUGGCGGUCCAAACAAUAUGAACCACCAACCAGCGAACGCUGUUCGAUGCGAAGAU